GCGCAGCUCAGAGGCAGAAGCUGACUGCUGCAGUGUUUGCACGGGUUCUGUUAGGAGCGCAUGCUGGGUCUGGACCAGGACCCGCACAGGACAUCUGGAUUCUCCUUCUGCAGCUGCUCUUGCUGGCCACCGGAAGGGUUGUGGGGAGGAAAUCAACCUGCUGUUUGUCCAGUCACACAAGGUUCACAAACUUCAGCAUGCAGGAAGUUUGGAGAGAACUCGGAGACUAGCACAGCCUGCGGCGCCCGCGGAUUAUCUACAGUGGCGCGACUGCAAGACAGGCAGCCGUGAGGUGCAGGACUCCCUUGGUGGGGAAGCCCAGGUUUUUCUUGGAGCAGCGUGGGCCUAGGGACGCGAAUCCCGAUGUACCGUCUCAUCCUCUUGUACACUGUAGUGUGCGCAAACUUUUGUAGCUAUCGGGACGCUUUGGCGAUUCCCCAAAGCGGAUCUAUUAAAGCCUUGCGCUCUUCUAAUCUCAGGCGAGAUGCCGGCAAUCACCUCACAGACUUGUAUCGAAAAGAAGAGAUAAUCCAGGUGAUGGGAAAUGGCAUCGUACAGAGUCCUCGAUUCCCUAACAGCUACCCCAGGAAUCUGCUACUCACAUGGAGGCUACACUCCCAGGAAAAAACCAGGAUACAACUGGCUUUUGAUAAUCAGUUUGGAUUGGAGGAACCAGAAAAUGAUAUAUGCAGGUAUGACUUUGUGGAGGUUGAAGAUGUAUCUGAAACCAGUACCGUUAUAAGAGGACGGUGGUGUGGACAAAAGGAAGUCCCCCCAAGGAUAACUUCAAGAACAAACCAAAUAAAGAUAACCUUCAAAUCUGAUGACUAUUUUGUGGCUAAACCAGGAUUCAAGAUUUAUUAUUCUCUUGUGGAUGAUUUCCAACCCCCAGCAGCCUCAGAGACCAACUGGGAGUCAGUCACAAGCUCCCUCUCAGGGGUAUCCUAUCACUCUCCAUCAGUGACCGAUCCCACGCUCACAGCAGAUGCUCUCGAUCAGACAGUAGCUGGAUUUGACACCGUGGAAGACCUGCUCAAGCACUUUAAUCCAGAAACCUGGCAGGAAGAUCUUGAAAAUCUGUAUAUGGAUACCCCUCAAUAUCGAGGCAGGUCUUACUAUGACAGGAAAUCCAAAGUGGACCUGGACCGGCUGAAUGAUGAUGUCAAACGCUACAGUUGCACCCCAAGGAACUACUCUGUCAAUUUGAGAGAGGAGCUCAGGUUGACCAAUGUCGUUUUCUUUCCACGAUGCCUUCUCGUCCAGCGCUGUGGUGGGAACUGUGGCUGUGGAUCUAACAACUGGAAAUCCUGCACCUGCACUUCAGGGAAGACUGUGAAAAAGUACCAUGAGGUGCUGAAAUUUGAACCUGGCCAUUUCAAGAGGAAGGGGAAAACUAAGAACAUGGCUCUUAUUGAUAUUCAACUGGAUCAUCACGAGCGCUGUGAUUGUAUAUGUAGCUCACGGCCACCUCGAUAAAAAUCAAUGAACAUGCUCAUUUUAAGCGUGAAAGACCUUUUCAUUUUUAAGAAGGGUGAUGUAAGAGAACCUUCUCCCAUGGGCACCAGGACUUUGCUACUAGCCUGCAUUGCAAUGAGUAAAACCAAUGGCUGAGUUUCAGCAUAGCUUUGCUAGUGCCACGGCAGCUAGAUACGUGUAUCAUAGACUUCUGUAUCCAAAAAUUUAGGACUAAGUUUAGUAGUAGUAUAUGAGAUAAGGUCAUCAUAAAUACACAUAAUGUAUCUGUAUCUAUCUAUCUUCAUGUAAAUAGGUAGAUUAAAUGGUUUCUUCAAUUUAUAUUAGCAGCUGUACUAGCUUCUACAUCUGGAUCCAUGCCUUAUUCCCAUGAAGCCCUUUGAAGAAAUCAAUGAAUUGUAAAUGCCAUAAAAGUUGUCUGGAGGAAAGUCAUCUUUGUCCAUUUGUGUAAAACACAACUUUGAAUCUUUAAAAUAUCAAAAGAGCUCUUGAAAAAAAAUAUAACUUUUCUUACAUGUAUAUCAAAAUUGGGAAUAUUAACACUGACAAAAGUGUGGUUAUAAUGAAAAGCUCAAAUGUUGAAAUGUGAAUUCUUUUAAGAUACAUCAGGCUCUCUCUAGAAUAAGCAAUGAAUAUCCAUCUCCUCAAUUCUACCAGAAUUCAUGAUUUGCAGAAAUAUAUAUUCCUGCCAUUGAACUAUCUAUUCAUUUGCAUUUUGCUGAGGCAUGUUAAUUUAUUUAGCAGCACCUGUCUCUGAAAAAUAAUGUUCAGAAGGGAUGUUUCUAAUGCUGCAAAUAAAAGACGCACCUUAAGAACCUAAACUCCAAAGGGGAGCUACUCGUGCUUAUUCAGACUUUAUGAAAGUGCUCUAAAUUCUUUUCUAAAAAACCAAAAAUGCCUUUGCAGGAUAGCUUGUAGACUCUGAGUCAUUCAUCCAGAUGUUCCCUAUAAGAUGUGGGCAGUUAAAAACCAGAAAGAGGGAGCUUUUGAGUGUUAACAUAACUGAAAAUGGGGUAGAACAUUUAAUGGCUGAGGAUAUAGGCUUAAUAGUAGGUUCAAGCUCUCUGUAGCUGCACCAAUUCAUUUUUAUGUGAGCUGCUUUUGUGUUCUUGUCUCUUAGAUAUAUAGAAGUGGAUUUACAACAAUAUUCUGGGCAUGGGCUGAAACUGGCAAGCCAUCACAAAAUAUUUAUAACUUUAAAGCUCUUGUGUCUUAAUAACAAGAACCAUUUUAUAGUUGUUAUAUCCUUAAUCUCAUACCUACUAACAUACUGCAUUCCUGUUUCUGAAUCAAAUAAAGCCAAGGACUUCUCUCUGACUCUAUAACUUUAUUGAGGCAGUCCUAGGAACCAGUUCAACUCUGCUCUAACACAUGAAAAUCCAACUGUUUUUGUUUGGUUUUUUAGUAUUAUUAUUAUUUAUAGUCAUUUUUUUUUCCAUUCUGGCUCCCAAAUGUCUAUUUAAGAGGAGACUUAGUAGAAGGGUGGGAAGUGAUUCAUCAUUCUGUAAGCCAGGCUCUUCAUAGAGUGGCACUGACAUCACAAUUGCCAGUGUUAUGCCUUUUUUUUUAUUAUUAUUAUUACUUUUCUUAGUGCUGCUCAGAGCGAGCUUCAUUUUUCUUCCUGUUGUAGAAGAUAACAGGACAGCCAGAUUCUUCUGUGAUGCUAGAUUCAGAUUGGCUAAACAUGGGAGAAAAUAUUCAGCUAUUCCCAAUAGGUUGAGACAGGGAUCUGGUUGAGUCCCAGGGUCAGAAGAAUGUUCUAAGGGUACUUGUUUUUUCUAAGUCAGAGCCCUUGGAUAGGCCAGCAGAAAAUCAACACCUAAUUCUGAUGGCCCUUAAUGUUCCUUAAGUUUCCAUGUUUUUUGCUGUAAGAGGGAAGAGCUGAAACUUUCCAUUUGUCACCUCCCUAGUCUCAGAGCAAAGAAAUGAUUAAAGGCACAGCAUCCAAGGUAAGAUUGGUAAGGGCAAAGUUUCAAGUGUUGAAAAUCCCCAAAUUGAAACUGGUAUGCAUAUUAAUGAUGGAGAAUCAUAAAUUCAGUCCACUGUGGAUGGCCAUAAUUACAUCAUUGUGGCUUGAAGACGACACCCAACAUGACUAUAAAUAAGAAAAUUUUGAAUUCUCUACCUAACUUUUGAUGCCAUAAAAACCCAGUGUGGGUUCUGGUCCAGGUCAUAUCCAAAGUUUUUGACAAUUAUUUAGCUAAAAAUUCAAGAAGGCCCAUUCACUAUUUUUUUUUGUUCCUGUAUAUUUUGUUGAGAUUUUUCCCAGUUGUCUUUUUUCUAUUGAGUUCCCCUAAAAUAGUUCAUUAAACUUGCUUAUUGUCUUUGAAAUUGAUAGAACACUGGAAUCAGGAAGACCCGAGUUUGAAUCCUGCCUGCAUCAAUGUCAGGAUUAAGUGGAAAUACACAGGAUGUCCCAGAAGUCUUGUGUCAUUCACAGCAUUAAGAAUUUUGAGACUCCUUGUAUUUAAAGUGUUUGGCAAACAUUAAAAUGAUAUAUAAAUCCUAGCCAUUUCAGGCAUGAAAAACCCAACAUCAAUUUUAUUUCCCCCCCAAAUGUUAAUAAAUCCAGACUUCCAUAUAACUUCUUCAUAUGGGAUGUUAUACUUUAUUCAAUGAGUGCUUACAGGGCAGAACACUUUCCUAAGUGCAAUUUUUAUGUAUAAUAGCUACUCCCACCCCCAAACAACAGCAUUUCCUACAUCAAAAUCUAAUGUCUUCCUUAUCUUCCUGGAAAAUAAAUAUUGCUUUUGAAAGAAA
Molecule: messenger RNA, 4233 nt
Organism: Vombatus ursinus (common wombat)
Lineage: Eukaryota; Metazoa; Chordata; Mammalia; Diprotodontia; Vombatidae
Gene: PDGFD
Product: platelet derived growth factor D
Exons: 7
Coding region: 364-1476 (370 amino acids)
Biological process (GO): positive regulation of protein autophosphorylation; positive regulation of cell population proliferation; positive regulation of ERK1 and ERK2 cascade
Cellular component (GO): membrane
Molecular function (GO): growth factor activity; platelet-derived growth factor receptor binding
Source: RefSeq, a predicted model, not a curated record